UAACAAUUGUGGCCGCGGCAUUGAUCUGUACAUGGGCAAUUCAGUUUACACGUUGUUCGCUUCAGAUACAAAAGGCCUGUCUACCUGCCCAUUCGUUUCUGUACUCUCCCGUUUGAUUUCUAACUACCAGGCUUGGUCCUGAUUACAAUCAUUGACUGAUUUUCUACGAACAACUCCCGCUCUCCUUUACUCGCUGUCGACGUCCAUCUUUUACUUUUGAUCAUCAUGAAAUUCACUCUUCCGAUAGCUAUUUCGUUGCUGGCGCUGCCGUUUGCAGCUGCCGCCCCAACUUGUUCUCUCAAAUCAUCAGCUUCAGUCAGUGCCACUACACCCACCUCGACUGCUACCCCCACGGGGUCUACUUCUACGCCUGCCAACCCUGGUAAUGGCUCUGUCGCAAUGGCUUGGUUUGCUAACUGGCAUACCGACUACACGGUCGCCAACAUUGCUUGGACAGGCUUCAACAGGAUGGCUUACUUCGGAGGUAUCACCUCUGCUGAUGGUACUGCUAUCAUCACCGUCAGUGACAGCAGCCCUAGCGGCCCCACCACCUUCGUUGCUGCCGCAAAGCAAAAUAACGUUUUCCCUGUGUUGACUAUCGGUGGUUGGGAUGGAUCAAUAUACUUCUCAUCGUCUAUCUCCACCUCAAGCAACCGUACGACUUUCGUCAACUCCGUCGUCAGCUUGGUAAACAAGUACGGCUUCCAAGGUGUCGAGUUUGACUGGGAAUACCCGGGAAGCACAAACGGUCUUUCUUGCAAUACAGAAUCACCUCAGGAUACCGCCAAUCUCCUGACCAUGCUCCAAGAACUCAAGCAGCAGAUGCCGAAUGUGUCGCUCUCUGCUGCUACUCCCGUCAGGCCAUGGAAUGAUGCUACCGGGGUCCCUUCGACUGACCUGACCAGCUUUGCCCAGGUUUUGGAUUACAUUGAGAUUAUGAACUACGACGUUUACGGCGACACUUUCAGCAAGGUUGUGGGCCCCAACGCUCCUUUAGAUGACUCCUGUGCUCCAGCUUCUGAGCAAACUGGCUCUGCCACUUCCGCUGUCAAGCUCUGGACUGCGGCAGGGUUCUCUGCCAAGCAGAUCCUCCUUGGUGUGCCCAGCUACGGACACGGCUACUCCAUCAGCUCUUCUGUAGCUAUCCAGAGCAACGCGUUGGUCUCAUUCCCCAGCUUUAAUACCAACAACUUCGUCCUUGGUGACAGCUGGGAUGCUGCCGGUCCUGACGCUUGCGGUAUCAACCAACCUGCUUCUGGUGACUUCAACUUCUGGGGCCUCAUUGCUGGCGGUUUCUUGAACCAGGACGGCAGCGUCGCCUCCGGGAUGACUGGCCGCUUCGAUAACUGCAGCCAGACACCAUAUGUCUACAACCCCAACACGCAAGUCAUGGUCGCUUACGAUAACGCUCAAUCCUUCACCGCAAAGGGCAACUUCAUCAAACAGGCUGGUCUGGGUGGUUUCGCCCUGUGGGAGAUGGGUGGCGACUACAACAACAUUCUUUUGAACGCUAUCAACGGCGCUAUCACUGGCUCGUCAUGAUCAUGAUCCUCACUUCGCGAUGAUUGAUUCAUCUGCAUCUCACGCUCACGUCACAUACUUAUCGCACACCAUAUAUUGUACAGCACUGCGCGGUCGAUCCGCUCUGGUUUAGAGUUCUUUUGAUUGCCCGCUGGAAUCGGGGUCAUCUGGAAUCGCAUGUUACGGGCUUAUGUUCGCAUUUGUAUCACUUGCUCGGCAUGCAUAAUUUGUUGUACUUGGUGUAUCUUAAUUACUCAUCUGCUAUGGAACAACUAUGGAAGUCAAUGUUAUCACUGAA
This is a messenger RNA of Suillus paluster, 1819 nucleotides long. Its product is annotated as glycoside hydrolase family 18 protein. Lineage: Eukaryota; Fungi; Basidiomycota; Agaricomycetes; Boletales; Suillaceae. The record is from RefSeq and is a predicted model, not a curated record. The coding region runs from base 226 to 1542 and encodes 438 amino acids. Gene Ontology annotation, molecular function: chitinase activity; chitin binding. The transcript is spliced from 7 exons. Gene Ontology annotation, biological process: carbohydrate metabolic process; chitin catabolic process. Gene Ontology annotation, cellular component: extracellular region.